Messenger RNA from Felis catus (domestic cat), 2812 nucleotides. It is a transcript of the gene TMEM69, whose product is annotated as transmembrane protein 69. The transcript has 4 exons. The record is from RefSeq and is a predicted model, not a curated record. Lineage: Eukaryota; Metazoa; Chordata; Mammalia; Carnivora; Felidae. Bases 1272 to 2045 code for a protein of 257 amino acids.
AAGGGGCGGCGCUGCCAUGACAGAAGGAAAUAAAAGUGAAAGCCUAUCGCGAUUAGAAGCCGUUAUUAUUACGAAGAAUUCGCAAUGGGCCCACCCUGCACAGGACGCUAAGCUAUAUGGUGGCCAGCAGCCGGGAAGCUAGAUUACCUAGAGUCCUGAGGCAUUGGAGGAAGCGGCCAGCGUGGGCCCUUUCAGCUCUAUUGUUUUCAGAUGAACGCUCAAAUUGCUCGGCGCUGUCUCCUUUGAUAGACUGAAAUGGAGGCCCAGAGAAGACACGAGACUGUCCAAGGUCACAGAGCUGAUAAAUAAAAAUUAAAACAGAGGGUGACAAAGAAUGAUCUAACUUUUCAGAUCAACCCAAACCAAUGCUCUUAUCACCAUACCUUUCAUGGAAGCAAAAGUCCUGCCCCUUGUACUCUUUUUUAAAAUAAUUUUUAAAAAUCUUUAUUAUUGAGAGACAGAGUGUGAGCAGGGGAGGGGCAGAGAGAAAGGGAGACAGAAUCCGAAGCAAGUUCCAGGCUCCAAGCAAGCUGUCACAGAGCCCGAUGUGGGGCUCAAACUCACAAACCGGGAGAUGUGACCUGAGCCGAAAUCCCACACUUAACCAACUGAGCCACUCAGGCGCCCCCAUACUCUUUAUUUCUUAAUACGUUUCCAGGUCCAAGCAACGAGAAUGGAAGUAAAAACAGUUUUGUUUUUCUUAGUAGUUCAGGACCCUAAUACGUUGUAAGAUGUGGCCCAUCGAUCCUAGAAACCCUGUUAUGAGUUCCAGAGAUGGCAAACAAUUUGGCCAAGUCACACGACCUAGACUCCAAAUCUCUCCUACCACUAUCACUUGUCAUUGUUUCAGUAGUUACACUCUACCUUCCCGAACUCGGAGGGGCAGCUUCUGCUGGCUGGGAAACCUAAAAGAAAGACCAUUCAGGCAUCCUACAGACUUCAAAAGCCGGCUUCCAGAGUUAAGAUUUAAAAUAAUAACCCAAGAUGGAAAGCCUGGCAUGGGAACCAGUUCAGCGCUGGUCAAGUUCCCACCCGGACUGUUCCCCAACCCGCCCCUUCUCAGGAAGUGCGGAGGGACUGUUACCACCCACGUGCCGGAAGUUGCCUUUUCCUGAAUAUCUGGCUAUUCUGGCGGCUCAGCUUUAUUUACAUCUCCUGAUUCCAAGGUGGCAACAGCAUACUUCUGAUUCAGCCCCUCCACUUAGCUGUAAAAAUGAAUUAAUCAGAACUGCCUGGCAUCUUCCUGAGCAAGACUUUCAAUUGGACCCAGCAUGCUUCAUUUCAUCCAGAAGUUUUCUCAGGCAUCUUCAAAGAUACUCCUUUCAUGGGAUAAGAUGCUGAAGUACCCUUUCACAUUCCGACUAGGAGCCAGCAGAAUAGAAACACUUUCUCUCAAGACAUGUCUCCAGCAAAACUUUUCCCCUUUGUUGCCAGGGCCUUGGUUUUUCUCAUCAUUUCCAGUGUAUAUGAACAAGACACAAUACUAUCAUACUUCCCCAUGCAGCUUUAAGAAGCAGCAGAAGCAAGAAGUCCUUCCAACCAAGCCACCAGGCGCCAUAACUUUCCUGCUUGAAAGCCCAAAGCCACUAUUAUACAUAAUUCUGGCAGGAGUAAUCCCCUUUGUUGCUCCACCACUGGUCAUGGUGAUGGCAAAGACUUAUAUCCCCUUAUUAGCUUUUACUCAGAUGGCUUAUGGAGCCAGUUUCCUAUCUUUCUUGGGAGGGAUCAAAUGGGGUUUUGCUCUGCCAGAAGAUAAUACAGCCAAACCAGACUUCCUCAGUUUAGCUAGUAGUACGCCUCCUCUUCUGUUUUCAUGGUUUGCCUUCCUUAUUUCUGAAAGACUCAGUGAAGCUAUAGUCACAGUAAUAAUAGGUUUGGGGAUAGCAUUACACAUUGAACUUUUUCUCUUGCCACAUUAUCCCAACUGGUUCAAAGUCCUUAAGAUAGUAGUCACUUUAGUGGCUUUGCUUUCAUUUGUAAUCACUUUACUAGUUAAAGAUAUUUAUCCAGAGAAAGGACUCAAGAAGCCUGGUCAAGUAGAAUAAAUAUAAAAACUACUUUGUAGAUAAUGUUAGCAUGUUGGCUACAAGCCUCGUAAAGUUGUGUUUUGGCAUCACCUUUUUCUUCUUCUCCUGUUUAGCUCUUGUUCCCCAUCAGUGGUUAUUUAUUCACAGAUUUUUUUUUUUCGUUUCUAGAAAUCUUUAUUUCCUAGGAAUUACUUGGUAACAGUUUGAAAAUCCCUAACAAGUCAUUUUCACUUUAGGUUACAUUUUUCAGUGUGUAUGAAUUAUACAUAACAUUUUAAUGUUUUACUUGUUUUGAAAAACGUAAAAUGAAAAAAUAUAUAUAUAAAAUGAUAAAAAUGAAAAUCCUUUUUGCUGGAGCCUUAUGAUCAUUGAAAAAAGACACGCAUAUUCUCCCAUAAGAGGAAAACUCUGUAUCCAUGAGUGUUUGAAAAUAAUAGGUGGUUCCGUUGUGGGGUUGUCAUUGCAAUUGACCCUGAGAAUUGCAUUUCCAAGCUCAUUUUAUCUGGUAUAAUCUAGUUAUAUGAGCUGAAAGGAUCUGUGGCUCUAAAAGUCAGUAGGGAGCAGUAUCAUAAGGGGAAAGCCAUAUUCAAAGAAAAGCUGGACACAUUUUCCAGUUUGUAUCCAAUUUUUAUAGACACAACCCCAUCUUCAAAUAUCAUCAGCUGGUCAAAAAAAUUUUUAAAUAAAGUCACAAGUAUGUAUAAAUUAGGAAAAGUAAAGCUGGAGCCAUCUUGAUGUUCUAUCAAGCAGGGUGAUCUAGUUUUACACAACUCAGAAGCUUUUUU